UUCUUUUUUUUUUUGGGUGUCCUUGAAGCUUUGUCCGCCUGUGUCCUUUGUCCUCAACUCUUUAACCGCACUCUGCCCUUCGCCUUCGACAAAUAAUACGACCGACUCAACUGCAGCCUACAGGGAUAUCACUCACACAGCCAUGGUCUCCAAAAAGCAAAAGAAGCCCGAAGAGUCACCAAGCUCGUCAACAGCUCUGGACCAAAUCUCGAACUUCUAUAUCCUCCCCUUGCACAUGCCCUCUAUCACAGCGUCCCCUAACUCCGCCCAUACCUCUCCAGCCUACGAAAAUGUUCUUCACUACCUCUACUUCAAGAAGCAUGAAUCACCCAAGGAAGACCCAAAAACCCCUAAGGAUAGGACCCUCUUUGUCCUCAAUAUCCCCGUGGAUGCUACGGAGUCACAGCUUCGGGAACUGUUCAAGCCUUAUGGACGAGUGGUCGCAGUUCAUUUCAUGGAUCGGGUGAGGGAUACGAAUCUGACGAAGGAGGAGCGGGAGCAUCAGGAAGAACUUGAGCGGUUGGAGAUGCAAGCAGCGGCAGCAGCGGCGGAGGCAGAGGCGAAGGCGAAGGGAAAGAAAGGCAGCAAGAAGCAACAGCUCCAGAAGGGAUCAGGAUCAGGAGAGGACGACAGUAGCAGUCAUCACAGGAUCUUGUAUGCGUCGGGAUCACAGGCGUACGUCAUCUUUUUGGAGGAGCAAGAAUUGACAAAGGUGCUGAACAUGAAGAGGAAAAAGAGAUCAUGGAUCCGUACCGGAGCCGAGGCCACGGAAGCUGAUUCCGCCAAGCUCGCAAGUUUGGGCGUCGCCAAAUGGAUCAAUGAUUACCAUAGAAUGCGACCAGCACAUUCGGCCAUACAGAUCAAGGUUGACGAUUACAUGGAUAAGUUUGAACGUUCAGAGUACGAGGCUCAGCAGGCUGCCUUGGCACGACUCAACGUCAUGGACGAGGACGGCUUUACUCUCGUCACUCGGGCCGGUAGCAAGGGCCAUAACACUGACGGAGUCAUCAAGAUUCAGGCAGUCAAGGCUGAGGAUGUCAAGAACAUUAAGCCAAAGAAGAAGGAGCUUCAGGACUUUUAUCGAUUCCAGAUGCGUGAAGCCAAGCGUGACAAACUGGUGGAUCUGCGUCGCAAGUUCGAGGAGGACAAGCUCAGGAUCGAGGCACUCAAGGUCAACAGGCGCUUCAGGCCAUACUAAAGCAGGCGGUCAAUGCCCCCCCCUUUUCGUUCUUCAUUUUGCAUAUCCCACUCGCACACACACACACACACACACACAUCUCGCAUUCAUCCUGUCAUUCAAUAAAGGCGAUGCACUAAAACAAGACCAG
Messenger RNA from Gamsiella multidivaricata, 1328 nucleotides. RefSeq names its product ribosomal RNA-processing protein 7-domain-containing protein. NCBI's taxonomy places the organism in Eukaryota, Fungi, Mortierellomycota, Mortierellomycetes, Mortierellales, Mortierellaceae. The coding region runs from base 143 to 1198 and encodes 351 amino acids. Gene Ontology annotation, cellular component: CURI complex; UTP-C complex. Gene Ontology annotation, molecular function: RNA binding. The record is from RefSeq and is a predicted model, not a curated record. The transcript is spliced from 3 exons. Gene Ontology annotation, biological process: rRNA processing; ribosomal small subunit assembly.